UGCUGCCCCCGCACCAUGGCCGGGCUCCUGCCGUUGCUGCUGCUCCUGCUCCCGGCGGGACCCACCUGGAGCUCCAAGGACAAGUGCUUCACCAAGAUGUACACCACCAGCGGGGAGUGCUGCAAAGCUUGCAACCUGGGAGAGGGGGUGGUGCAGCCUUGUGGGGUCAACCAGACUGUCUGUGAGCCCUGCCUGGACAGUGUCACCUACUCAGACACAGUGAGUGCCACGGAGCCCUGCAAACCCUGCACCCAGUGCCUGGGGCUGCAGAGUAUGUCUGCUCCCUGCGUUGAGUCGGACGACGCCGUCUGCCGCUGCGCCUACGGUUACUACCAGGAGGAACCCAGCGGGAGCUGCAAGGAGUGCCAGGUGUGCCAGGUGGGCUUUGGGCUCAUGUUCCCCUGCCAGGACUCACAGGACACAGUUUGUGAGGAGUGCCCCGAGGGCACCUUCUCCAGCGAAGCCAACUUUGUGGAUCCCUGCCUGCCCUGCACCACCUGCGAGGAGAAUGAGGUGCUGGUGAAGGAGUGCACAGCUGUCUCGGAUGCUGAGUGCAGAGACCUCCACCCUCGCUGGACCACAUACACCCCAUCUCUGGUGGGUUCUGACAGCCCCGAGCCCAUCACCAGGGACCCCUUCAACACCGAGGUGAUGCCCAGCACCCUGGCUGACACCAUCACCACCAUCAUGGGCAGCUCCCAGCCUGUCAUCAGCCGUGGCACAGCUGACAACCUCAUCCCUGUCUACUGCUCCAUCCUGGCAGCCGUGGUGGUGGGGUUGGUGGCCUACAUUGCCUUCAAAAGGUGGAACAACUGCAAACAGAACAAGCAAGGGGCCAACAACCGCCCGGUCAACCAAACACCUUCACCAGAGGGGGAGAAGCUGCACAGUGACAGUGGCAUCUCAGUGGACAGCCAGAGCCUGCACGACCAGCAGCCACCCAACCAGAGCACCCAAGGACCAGCACCUAAAGGAGAUGGGAACCUCUACACCAACCUGCCACCUAGCAAGCAGGAGGAGGUGGAGAAGCUGCUGAACAGCUCGGCUGAGGAGACGUGGAGACAGCUGGCAGGGGAGCUGGGCUACAAAGAGGAUCUCAUAGACUCCUUCACACGGGAGGAAUCACCUGCCCGGGCUCUGCUGGCUGACUGGUCCUCCAAGGACACGGCCACCCUGGAGGUCCUUCUGACUGCCCUGCGCAAGAUCCAACGUGGGGACAUCGCUGAGAGUUUGGACAGCGAAUCCACCGCCACCUCCCCCGUCUGA
Messenger RNA from Calypte anna (Anna's hummingbird), 1266 nucleotides. RefSeq names its product nerve growth factor receptor (gene NGFR). Bases 16 to 1266 code for a protein of 416 amino acids. Lineage: Eukaryota; Metazoa; Chordata; Aves; Apodiformes; Trochilidae. Gene Ontology annotation, molecular function: coreceptor activity; death receptor activity; nerve growth factor binding. The transcript is spliced from 6 exons. Gene Ontology annotation, cellular component: cell surface; plasma membrane. The record is from RefSeq and is a predicted model, not a curated record. Gene Ontology annotation, biological process: Rho protein signal transduction.